AUGGCUUUUCAUCACGACCAUCUCUCACACGAAAUCAACUUCCAGCCAUUCACAGAAGAUCAACAGCUAAAUCAAAGCCGUGACAUGCAAAGGCUACUUCCAUUCACCGGCGCCGGAGCUGGAUCAGCGCCGAAUUGGCUCAACAACGCCGUAAACUUACGGCAACAGAAUUUCCUCCACCUGCAACCCGACACAUCGCAAAACGACGACGGAAGAGGAAUUCACAUGAUGGAAAAAAACCGAGAUCGAAACCGGACGGAAAGCAGCAACAUAGAAUCAGAAGAGUUAUCACAAUACAAAGCAGAUAUUCUUGGACAUCCUCUCUACGAUCAGCUUCUAUCUGCUCACGUCUCAUGCUUGCGAAUCGCGACGCCGGUUGAUCAGCUUCCUCGGAUCGACGCACAGCUUCAGCAGUCGCAGCGUGUGGUGGAGAAGUACUCUUCACUUGCUAAUGGUGUUGUGGAUGAGAAGGAGCUUGAUCAAUUCAUGACGCAUUAUGUUCUCCUGCUUUGUGCUUUUAAAGAACAAUUGCAACAGCAUGUCCGUGUUCAUGCCAUGGAAGCUGUUAUGGCUUGUUGGGAAUUGGAGCAGUCUCUACAAAGCUUGACUGGUGUAUCUCCAGGUGAAGGAACCGGUGCAACAAUGUCGGACGAUGAAGAUGAUCAAGCAGAGAGCAAUGCAAACUUAUACGAAGGAAGCCUUGAUGGCGGUGAUAGUCUCAGCUUUGGUCCACUAGUUCCUACUGAAAGUGAAAGAUCUUUAAUGGAACGUGUGAGGCAGGAGUUAAAGCAUGAGCUAAAACAGGGUUACAAGAGUAAGAUUGUGGACAUAAGAGAAGAAAUUCUACGCAAGAGAAGAGCGGGAAAGCUCCCUGGUGACACCACCUCCCUUUUGAAAGCUUGGUGGCAGUCACACUCAAAAUGGCCUUAUCCCACUGAAGAAGACAAAGCAAGGUUGGUCCAAGAAACAGGACUUCAAUUAAAGCAAAUAAACAACUGGUUCAUUAAUCAAAGAAAAAGGAAUUGGCACACUAAUCCCUCAUCUUCUACUGGCUCCAAAACCAAGCGCAAGAGUAGUGGCGCAGGUGAAACAAGUAACCAGAGCUUCAUGUGA
Molecule: messenger RNA, 1113 nt
Organism: Vicia faba (fava bean)
Lineage: Eukaryota; Viridiplantae; Streptophyta; Magnoliopsida; Fabales; Fabaceae
Source: the annotation of a GenBank genome assembly